CGUUGCGCACUAGUUUAUAGAGAACUACACUAACAGGCUUGAGGCUACUUCCUUGUUAAUCAGUGAAUCUGCUGACUCUUUUCCUGAUUUAUCAUGGUAGAAAACAUAAUACAUGGUGGAUGGACACUUCCAAAAGUUGCUACCGAUGAAAUUCAAAUCAUGUGCGACAAGGUAAAGCAGCAAAUUGAAGACAAAGUAAAGAGAAACUUUGAAAAAUUUGAAACUAAGCUGUACAGAUGCGAGAUAGUAAAUGGAGUACAAUAUUUGGUAAAGGUAAUUGUUGUUAUAUUCAGGUUGGAACAGAAAUAUGUAUUCAUAUAAUGAUCUAUCAACUGCCUUAUCUUCCCCCUCUACCCUUGCAAGUGGUUGCUGUAAAAGAUCAUGUGACGCUUGAUUCCCCCUUGGAACCUUUUUAGAUGGAACAUCUUGUAAUGUAAUUUAUGUCUAGAAAUGUCAUUUUUGGAAUAAAAGAUACUUUAGAAAUCUAAUAAAAGUGUAUCAAACGAAUAUAUUGGUAGUCUAAAUAUAAAUAGGAAACUAUAAUACUAAAGAAUUCAUUUUAUAGAUCUUGAUGAGUUUCUUUAUGAUGAUCGGUGUAUGACUAUUGGUUCAAAAUAUAGAAUGAAAUAAAGCUACUCACAAACUUAA
Octopus bimaculoides (California two-spot octopus) is the source of this 648-nucleotide messenger RNA. Its product is annotated as cystatin-A5. The record is from RefSeq and is a predicted model, not a curated record. Gene Ontology annotation, molecular function: cysteine-type endopeptidase inhibitor activity. Lineage: Eukaryota; Metazoa; Mollusca; Cephalopoda; Octopoda; Octopodidae. Gene Ontology annotation, cellular component: cytosol.